GACCAUUAAUUUAUCCAUCAUGGCAGGACACGAUGAUGUUAAUCAGCGGCAGUUCACUGGGAUUGCCAAAUACUUCAAUUCAUACACAACCACUGGAAGGAGAAAUUGCGUUGUGGCCACAUAUGCCACCAUUGCAGCCAUCUGUCUUUUCUUUAAAUAYAAGCCCAAGAAACAACCUGCUGUCACAGAACAGUAGCUACAAAGCAGGUUUCUGUUCGAGCGAUGUUUCCAUCAGUUAGGAGUGGAGAGAGCAGCUGGACAUGCUUGUGUUAUAAAUUUAACUGUUUGAUUUCUCCAUGUUAACAAUAAAGAAAAYGAAAGCUCUGUGCCCAGAAAA
Austrofundulus limnaeus is the source of this 337-nucleotide messenger RNA. It is a transcript of the gene atp5mk, whose product is annotated as ATP synthase membrane subunit k. The record is from RefSeq and is a predicted model, not a curated record. Gene Ontology annotation, cellular component: proton-transporting ATP synthase complex. NCBI's taxonomy places the organism in Eukaryota, Metazoa, Chordata, Actinopteri, Cyprinodontiformes, Rivulidae.